GGGAUACAGGCUGCAGAGCAUCCACACUGCACAGGAAUACAGGCUGCAGAGCAUCCACACUGCACAGGAAUACAGGCUGCAGAGCAUCCACACUGCACAGGAAUACAGGCUGCAGAGCAUCUACACUGCACGGGAAUACAGGCUGCAGAGCAUCUACACUGCACAGGGAUACAGGCGGCAGAGCGUCUACACUGCACAGGGAUACAGGCUGCAGAGCAUCCACACUGCACAGGGAUACAGGCUGCAGAGCAUCAACACUGCACAGGGAUACAGGCGGCAGAGCAUCCACACUGCACAGGGAUACAGGCUGCAGAGCAUCCACACUGCACAGGGUACAGAGCAUCCCAUCAGCCUCAGGAGCAGAGCAUCCACCCCCAGGGAGCAAACCACCCGCAUCCAGGAGCAGAGCGUGUGUCUGGACCAGCUGGCUCUGCACAGAGGAUGCUGAGUUUGUUCCUGCCCUCCAUAGCUGGGGGGGUCCUGUCAGCACAUGGGAUGCAGCCCUGGGGGGCUGUGUGACCCCCAAACACAACACAGGAUCCAUCAGCGCGGAGCCAGGGUCACAGGAGACGUCACCGGUGGGCUGGGAUUUUGGGUCUUCUCCGCUGCCAGGAAUGGACGCUCAUGCUAAGCUGCCUAACGUCACACUUUGGGGGCAUUAAGGAACCCGUGGUGGAGUUUCUCCAGACUCGACGUGCCAAUGACUUGUGCCUCUUUUCUGAUCCUGCGAUCCAGAGGCGCUGUGUGGGCCCUGAGCGCGGCGGAAAUGGCUCAUAUCCCCAUGUACCUCAACCCGGCGAUGCUGGUCCUGUUCAGCUGUGACCUCUGCCUGGUGAGAGGAAACCGACCACCAUCUCCAGUCAAUGUGACGGUGACUCAACUCAAAGCCAACUCUGCCACGGUGUCCUGGGACGUCCCCGAAGGAGAUGUCAUCAUUGGAUAUGCAAUAUCCCAACAGAGGCAGGAUGGGCAGAUCCACAGGUUUAUCCGGGAAGUUAACACCACGAACCGCGCCUGCGUCCUCUGGGACCUGGAGGAAGACACGGACUACAUCAUCCAGGUCCAGUCCAUCGGCCUUUACAGCGAGAGUCAGGCAAGCAAGAGAAUCCAUUUCCGCACCUUAAAGGAGACCGACCGGCUGCCAUCCAACAGCUCCAACCAAGGAGAGAUCACGGUGCAGGGAGUGGACAAGGAGCGCCAGCUGGAGACCGGAGAGAUCAUCAUCAUAGUCGCGGUCCUGCUAAUGUGGGCAGCGGUCAUCGCCCUAUUCUGCCGACAGUAUGACAUCAUCAAGGACAAUGACUCCAAUAACAAUAAGGAGAAAGUGAAAGCGUCUUCGGAGCAGAGCACGCCGGAGCGGCAGACGGGCGGGUUGCUGCGCAAGAAGAAGACACCGUCUGUCAACAUCAUAGAAGUGUAAGGCAGGGGUGUCCACGGCCACGAGGCCACGUUCACAAAAUACCAAGGAGCACCAAGGACUGGAGACUUCUUAUAGCAAUACCACAAAGAACUCUGCCGCCGGCGGAGGACGUUCAAGGGCUCACCCUGUCCACUGUAACCACCACAGAGACCGUGCCAGCUGUGGCAAUACUGUGGACUCCCAACCCACCCCAAGGCGGAGGCAUCAUUCAUUCCACGAGAACGCACGGCACCUGCCCGGGGGCGAUGGACUUGGCCGUCCUGCCGGUGUGCGGUGUUCCUUUGCUUCACCACCUCACCCAAAUAAUCCCGCGCUGUAUGGGGUUAGUGUGCCUGCGCGUGUUAGGGCCACGGGGAAGCUCCCCCGCUGAAUGUUCUUCACAUGUUUUCAGGGCUUAAGUGUCAUAGAAACACGUUCAUGCUUCUGGUA
This is a messenger RNA of Spea bombifrons (plains spadefoot toad), 1849 nucleotides long. RefSeq names its product fibronectin type III domain containing 4 (gene FNDC4). Gene Ontology annotation, molecular function: protein binding. The coding region runs from base 701 to 1420 and encodes 239 amino acids. The transcript is spliced from 7 exons. The record is from RefSeq and is a predicted model, not a curated record. NCBI's taxonomy places the organism in Eukaryota, Metazoa, Chordata, Amphibia, Anura, Pelobatidae.